GUUCUGCUGGACUGAGCUGGUUGCCUCAUGUUAUUAUGCAGGCAACUCACUUUAUCCCAAUUUCUUGAUACUUUUCCUUCUGGAGGUCCUAUUUCUCUAACAUCUUCCAGAAAAGUCUUAAAGCUGCCUUAACCUUUUUUCCAGUCCACCUCUUAAAUUUUUUCCUCCUCUUCCUCUAUACUAACAUGAGUGUGGAUCCAGCUUGUCCCCAAAGCUUGCCUUGCUUUGAAGAAUCCGACUGUAAAGAAUCUUCACCUAUGCCUGUGAUUUGUGGGCCUGAAGAAAACUAUCCAUCCUUGCAAAUGUCUUCUGCUGAGAUGCCUCACACAGAGACUGUCUCUCCUCUUCCUUCCUCCAUGGAUCUGCUUAUUCAGGACAGCCCUGAUUCUUCCACCAGUCCCAAAGGCAAACAACCCACUUCUGCAGAGAAUAGUGUCGCAAAAAAGGAAGACAAGGUCCCGGUCAAGAAACAGAAGACCAGAACUGUGUUCUCUUCCACCCAGCUGUGUGUACUCAAUGAUAGAUUUCAGAGACAGAAAUACCUCAGCCUCCAGCAGAUGCAAGAACUCUCCAACAUCCUGAACCUCAGCUACAAACAGGUGAAGACCUGGUUCCAGAACCAGAGAAUGAAAUCUAAGAGGUGGCAGAAAAACAACUGGCCGAAGAAUAGCAAUGGUGUGACGCAGAAGGCCUCAGCACCUACCUACCCCAGCCUCUACUCUUCCUACCACCAGGGAUGCCUGGUGAACCCGACUGGGAACCUUCCAAUGUGGAGCAACCAGACCUGGAACAAUUCAACCUGGAGCAACCAGACCCAGAACAUCCAGUCCUGGAGCAACCACUCCUGGAACACUCAGACCUGGUGCACCCAAUCCUGGAACAAUCAGGCCUGGAACAGUCCCUUCUAUAACUGUGGAGAGGAAUCUCUGCAGUCCUGCAUGCACUUCCAGCCAAAUUCUCCUGCCAGUGACUUGGAGGCUGCCUUGGAAGCUGCUGGGGAAGGCCUUAAUGUAAUACAGCAGACCACUAGGUAUUUUAGUACUCCACAAACCAUGGAUUUAUUCCUAAACUACUCCAUGAACAUGCAACCUGAAGACGUGUGAAGAUGAGUGAAACUGAUAUUACUCAAUUUCAGUCUGGACACUGGCUGAAUCCUUCCUCUCCCCUCCUCCCAUCCUUCAUAGGAUUUUUCUUGUUUGGAAACCACGUGUUCUGGUUUCCAUGAUGCCCAUCCAGUCAAUCUCAUGGAGGGUGGAGUAUGGUUGGAGCCUAAUCAGCGAGGUUUCUUUUUUUUUUUUUUUUUCCUAUUGGAUCUUCCUGGAGAAAAUACUUUUUUUUUUUUUUUUUUUUGAGACGGAGUCUUGCUCUGUCGCCCAGGCUGGAGUGCAGUGGCGCGGUCUUGGCUCACUGCAAGCUCCGUCUGCCGGGUUCACGCCAUUCUCCUGCCUCAGCCUCCCGAGCAGCUGGGACUACAGGCGCCCGCCACCUCGCCCGGCUAAUAUUUUGUAUUUUUAGUAGAGACGGGGUUUCACUGUGUUAGCCAGGAUGGUCUCGAUCUCCUGACCUUGUGAUCCGCCCGCCUCGGCCUCCCUAACAGCUGGGAUUUACAGGCGUGAGCCACCGCGCCCUGCCUAGAAAAGACAUUUUAAUAACCUUGGCUGCCGUCUCUGGCUAUAGAUAAGUAGAUCUAAUACGAGUUUGGAUAUCUUUAGGGUUUAGAAUCUAACCUCAAGAAUAAGAAAUACAAGUACAAAUUGGUGAUGAAGAUGUAUUCGUAUUGUUUGGGAUUGGGAGGCUUUGCUUAUUUUUUAAAAACUAUUGAGGUAAAGGGUUAAGCUGUAACAUACUUAAUUGAUUUCUUACCGUUUUUGGCUCUGUUUUGCUAU
Messenger RNA from Homo sapiens (human), 1886 nucleotides. It is a transcript of the gene NANOGP8, whose product is annotated as Nanog homeobox retrogene P8. The record is from RefSeq and is marked validated. Lineage: Eukaryota; Metazoa; Chordata; Mammalia; Primates; Hominidae. The transcript has a single exon. Gene Ontology annotation, biological process: regulation of DNA-templated transcription; positive regulation of cell population proliferation. Gene Ontology annotation, molecular function: DNA-binding transcription factor activity, RNA polymerase II-specific; DNA binding. Gene Ontology annotation, cellular component: nucleus; nucleoplasm. The coding region runs from base 186 to 1103 and encodes 305 amino acids.